This is a messenger RNA of Sander lucioperca (pikeperch), 1165 nucleotides long. RefSeq names its product monoacylglycerol O-acyltransferase 3a (gene mogat3a). Gene Ontology annotation, molecular function: diacylglycerol O-acyltransferase activity. The record is from RefSeq and is a predicted model, not a curated record. Gene Ontology annotation, biological process: triglyceride biosynthetic process. Gene Ontology annotation, cellular component: endoplasmic reticulum membrane. NCBI's taxonomy places the organism in Eukaryota, Metazoa, Chordata, Actinopteri, Perciformes, Percidae. Bases 1 to 1008 code for a protein of 335 amino acids. The transcript is spliced from 9 exons.
AUGAAGGUGCAGUUCGCCCCGCUGAACAUCCCGCUGCGGAGGAGACUUCAGACCGCCGCCACGCUGCAGUGGGUCUUCUCCUUCCUGGCUUUAGCCCAGUGCUGUCUGGCGGCCUUCGUCCUUCUGGCUCUCUCUGAUUGGUGGAUGGUGGCUGUGCUGUAUGCUGGUUGGCUGUGGCUGGACGGGGACACGCCCAGCUGCGGGGGUCGGAGGUCCCAGUGGGUCCGCAGCUGGAACAUCUGGAAACAUUACAGAGACUACUUCCCCAUCACGCUCGUUAAAACUGUCGAUCUGGAUCCAACAAAAAACUACAUUUUUGGAUUUCAUCCACACGGCGUGCUGGUUGCCGGGGCGUUUGGGAACUUCUGUACGGAGGCGACCGGUUUCUCUCGUCUGUUUCCUGGACUCCGCUCUCACCUGCUGAUGCUGCCCUUCUGGUUCAGAGUCCCUCUGUUCAGAGAUUACAUCAUGUUAGGAGGCCUGGUGUCCAGCAGUAAGUCCAGCCUGUCUCACCUCUGCAGUCGUCCUGGGGGGGGUAACGUGGCGGUCCUGGCGGUGGGAGGAGCUCCGGAGGCUCUGGACGCUCGUCCUGGAGCGCUGACGCUGCAGAUCAAAAACAGGAAGGGCUUCAUCAAACUGGCUCUGAAACACGGAGCUCAGCUGGUUCCGGUCUUUUCUUUCGGGGAAAACGAGUUGUUUGAUCAGAUGGAGAAUCCGUCGGGCUCAUCUCUCAGGAAGCUGCAGAACCGGCUGCAAAGCAUCAUGGGAGUAGCGAUGCCUCUGUUUCACGCCAGAGGAGUUUUCCAGUACAGCUUUGGCCUGAUGCCCUACAGGAAGCCCAUCCACACCGUCGUUGGGUCUCCGGUCCCCGUGGUCCAGACUCCGUCUCCUAGCAACGAGGACAUUGAGAGUCUCCAUCAAGUUUACCUCCAGAGUCUGACUGAACUGUUCGAGACGCACAAACACCGCUACGGCCUGGAGGAGCACCAGCACCUCACCUUCACAUGAUGCUAACAAUGCUAAUAGGAGGCUAGCGGUGCUAACAGGAGGCUAACAGGAAGCUAACUGGAUGCUAACAGGAAGCUGAGAGAGUUUGUUCUGUUGGUUCAUCUGAUUGUUUUAUUCAGGAAAUACAUAAAUAAAAAAUAACUUUAUUUAACCUAAA